Trichoderma harzianum CBS 226.95 is the source of this 6000-nucleotide messenger RNA. RefSeq lists its product as hypothetical. Gene Ontology annotation, molecular function: protein binding. The record is from RefSeq and is a predicted model, not a curated record. Lineage: Eukaryota; Fungi; Ascomycota; Sordariomycetes; Hypocreales; Hypocreaceae. The transcript is spliced from 7 exons. The coding region runs from base 79 to 5826 and encodes 1915 amino acids.
CUACCAGUCACCAAAUCUUUCUGAAAACUCGCUCUAUGCAAGCAGAAGAGGGCCUAAUGCAGCAUCCUGAAAAUAUUCAUGACAGAAGAAAUGAUUGAAGGAGCGCCUAGUUCAGGUGAAGAGCCAGCUUUAAUUGAGAAACCAAACUUGGCACUUCCCCUACAAGAGGUCUCCCAGGAGUUGGAGGCCGACUCUGAAAGGAUGAGAAAUGAAGUUCAAGACGACGCUAUCGAUGCUGUAAGUAUAAAGACGACAACAGAUCAGAUCUUCAACCCACCGACGGAGCCACAAAUCGAUUUGGAGGAACGGAAGCUUGGACUGAGCAUUGUCCGAAACCUUGGCUGGUCUGGUUCCAAUUAUGACGAUUAUGACGUUAUCACGGUUCAUGGUAUACGCGACGAUUAUACGACUGCCUGGAUAGACAGAGAAGGCUCAUGGUGGAUAAAAAACAAACUAUUCCAUGAUCUGUCGGCUAGGCAAAUUGAUUAUUCAUAUGAGAUUCAUGAAGAUUCAGACUUGUACGAAACUGAUGGUCUGCGAUUGCAUGCCCAACGGCUUAUUACUGCAUACGCGAAGGUUCGUAGGGAGCUCGAAGAUACUGAGAGGGACCGCCCGAUAAUCUGGGUCUGCCACGAUCUUGGCGGUACAAUCGUGAAAGAAGCUCUUUCCAUGGCGUUGGCCCGUCCCGACAGGUUUGGAAGGAUAGCAAUGUUAACUACAGCUAUUGUGUUCCUUGGCUCUCCUCAUCAAUUCCAUUCCUUUGAGGACCUUGAGGACCAACUCCUUGCACUUAUCCUGCUUCAAGGCCCUGCUAUCAGGGCCCAGUUACUUAAAAAGGUCAAGAUGCUUGCUGGUCAGGUAGAGAGAGCUAAUCAAACAUUUCUAAACACCAAAUUAUUCUCUCGGGUUACGAUUUUCAACAUCUUCGCUCAAAAUAUCCACGACGCCAGGAACCAACGAUCAUUUAAGGACGAAGUGACCCACACAAGAAGCAUGAAGAAUAAUCUAGAGGUUCUAGACAUGCCUGCCCCGGCUACUCCUUUCUCGCGCUUCGGGCACGGGAUUGGACACCCAUUCGAAUCAGUGGGCAGAUAUGGUCUAAAUAAUAUAGAUCAUCUACAUCUAGUCAGGGGAGACGGGCCAGACGAAACCUGGGUUACACCAAUCCUCAAUAUGUUCAACGUAGAUGACUCCCCCAUCAAACUCAAUCAUCAGAUUCUUCCGCUACAAGCAUGUUUCCUAUCGCUUGCUCCUCCGACACGGCAAUUCGAUAUAUCAUAUGAUCCAAUGAUGCCUCAAAAUGCAACAGUAUGUUGGAUCAUGGAACAAAAGUUAUUUGCAGAGCUCAACAAGACAUACAGCCGCCCUGAAAUCAUCCAUUUGCAUGGAGAUGGGAGCCAUCGUAUUGACAUUCGUGAAAUUUCUCGACGCCUUUACACUAAUUAUGAUAACUCGCGAGUCAUCGCUAAUGAUGGGUCUCGAACGCUUGUUAGAAGUGUCAUUUAUUUUGAGUUCGAUCGAUGGGAUUCGAGAUACAACAACAUUUCGUCUAUGCUGUUAUAUUUUAUAAACGUUAUGUCCUGGCGCCUCUGGCCACUCAACCUUUGGUUCGAAUACCUGGAAACCCCCGUAAGAGACACCAAAUACUGGUCAUUGGAGACCAUCUGGCAUUUUUAUAUUGUUCAUUUUCUUGGCAACAGUGUCUCAAAGCUCACGUUCUUCAUUGGUUGCUUUGACCAGUGCCCCGAAGAAGAGCGCAAGUGGUUUUUACAGCGCAUCUUGCUCUUUCAAAGUUAUACUGAACAGAGCCCUAGUUUCAUCCUAUCUACCUCUAGUAGAGAUGGUUUAGGGAUCGAAUCGUUACCCGAAGAUAGGCGCAUUAAUCUGCAGGAAUGCCCAGCAGCCAAUCAUCCAACCAUCAAAACAACGUUGACUGAUGAACUUCGAUCUGAUCUAUUUGAUCUAAUAUCGAGACGUCCCAUUUAUGAAAUGGCCCAGUUACAACUAGAGGCACUACUUGAACAGUGCAGCGAUAUGCCAUAUCUUGGGUUCAUCAUCCUAAGAUGGCUGAGCAAUUACCGUCGUGGAGCUUCAAAGUCUGAGAUUGCUCAGCUUAUAAAGCAGCUCUCGCCUGUCACUGUGGAAAAUACAGUGAGGGUCUUUGUUUCCUCGUUGAGAAAUGAAGAUCAGUCAAUGAUGAAAAAUAUAUAUAACUGGAUCAAAUACGCAGCGGAACCGUGGACUGCAGAGUCAUUAAGCGAGGCGCUUACCGUCCAUCAGCAACUGUCUGAAGAAAUAGCUGUCGAAAAAGAGCCAUAUAUUGAUGAUGUUCAUCCUAGUGAUCUUGCUCUCAGCAUUGAACAGGCAUUUGGUGGAAUUAUCGUCAUCUUGAACCGCGAUAUCAAGUUUAGCCACUCGUCAUUCUACAAUGUUUGCAUUGACGGAACGACACAAAAAGACGAUGAAGAGAGAGACAGAGUAAAUGGCGAGAUUACCACAGCUUGUUUACGAUAUUUUCAGCUUAAAGGCACACAGGAGAAGUUAUUGCUCUUCCCUGAAAUCCUCGACGGUGGUCCAUGGACCUCCUUGCUUGAUGCAACCGCCAUUGCUCACCAGCGAGACAGCAUGGCUGAAUAUGCGGUGCGGUUUUGGCCCCAGCAUUAUAAUUCCAGUGGCAAAUUUAAGCCCAGAAAUUUAGUACAUGACCUGUUUUCCGUUCGCGCAACUCGAGCCGCCUGGGAGGUGCCUUUCUUUUUCUUCUCCAAUCCACUCACCCGGAUCAACAGAAGCUACGUGUCUUCGCUGCCAAUGUUCGCCAGGCUAGGUUUCGAAGAUCUGAUUGAUGAGUAUUUGGAGUCCAACAGAAACGAGCACGGGUUCUUCGAGGACUGCUGGUAUGCCGUCACAGAGGCAUCAAGAGUGGGAAAUAAAGCUAUCGUUCAGCGAUUGCUUGACCAGCUUCCUGUGAAUGAAAGCGAGCUCAAAAACUCCUUAUUUUGGGCUGCAGCUUAUGGGAGAGAUGGCGUGGCAGACAUUCUCCUUGAGCAUAUACCAAAUCUCAGUACCUUCCAGUGGCCAGAACAUAUCUCGUAUCAAGCUGCUGCAGCUGGACUAGACAACAUUCUCGCAGCUCUCAUACAAGCCGGCUAUAACAUGAACGAGCUAGGUCCUUUGUGGAGUUCACCCCCCAUAGUAGCGGCGGCAUGGUGGAAUCAAACAUCCACUGUGGAGUUUCUGGUAAAUUCUGAUGCCAAAAUUGACCUCUCAAUAUGCGCUGAUGACGGCGACGAUGCGUUAUUGAUUGCCUCACAGGUGGGGGAGCCGCACAUGGUCGACAUCCUUCUUCGAGCAGGUGCGAACAUUCACUACAAAAACAAAAGAGGCGUCGGACCUGUCUACAAAGCCAUUAAUCAGGGCAAGUAUAAGACGCUGAAGCGCCUUCUGGCGGCCAAUGCGGACUUUGAGAGCGACGAGGAGGGUGAUGCAGAGACUAUAUACGUACGGCUGCCCUUGCUUUCGGCAGUGGAUUUUGGCUACCUAGAAUGCACUCGUUUGCUGCUGGAUGCAAGCGUUGCCCGUCAAAAUGCUCAAACUAGCACAGUCCCAGAAGAUGUGUCUCUCAGUAUUAGUUCGAGCAGCCACACACACAUUACGUGCAUGCUGCUUGAGAAUGGUCCAAUUCCGCCAAACAACGCUCUAAGCGCUAAGCAGCUCCUUCUUGAAGCCAUUGAAUCGGACAAUGUCCACCUUGUUCCGCUGCUGAUAGAACAUGGUGCGUCUGUCAAUGCCUUUGAAACGCCUUUAACAAUGGCGGCUAAGAAAGGCAGCGUUGAAACCGUGAGCUUGCUCCUAGAGAAAGGGGCCAACAUCAAUGAGAUAAAAAAAGACGGGUCCAUGGAGUCACCUUUAUUUCAAGCCAUCUAUGCAGGCAACGUAGACGUUGCAACGUUAUUGUUGAAACGAGAUGUCGAUCUAGAUUGGAAGACAAAUUUAGGGUGGAGUAUUCUCAAUGGCGCUUACGAUACUCCAGAGGUGAUUCCUGAGCUACUUCACAGAGGCCUUGAUCGUGAUCAUCAGUGUAUAUAUGGAAGCACUCUUCAUAUGGCUGCACGAUGGGGCCUCUCAAAGACGAUGAAAGUCUUGCUGGAAUCGGAUCCUAAGCCUAGCCUGGACCUCGUAUACGGGGCCGCUGAUAUCUUUUCGGAGAAAGCGGAUUCAGGAUACAUCAUUCGAGAUGAGCUUGGUCUAACCGCUUUAUUAAUUGCCUGCCAGAAUUAUGAGCCCGAGUGUGUGGAGCUCUUGUUGAAGGCCGGUGCGGAUCCUUACUUCCGUGGUAAAGAUGAUAUCGAGGCUAUCGAUAUACUCAUGCGUGUGGGGGAUCUCGAAAAAGCUGAACGAUGUCUCCGAAUGUUCCUAUCUGGACCUUAUAAAAGAUCGGCAGCGCAAAAGUUGGACAAACAAGGAAAUACACUAUUGCAUCAGAUUGAAAAGAAGACGCUCAUAUCUGUGCUACAGCUUCUGGUCAAAGCCGGGGUGCCAGUGGACAGUAAGAAUCGGGAUGGAUAUACUCCCUUGGCCGUCGCCGUCCAAAGGGGUAACGAAGCAGCGGCCAAGUACCUCAUCGAGUGCGGAGCCUCUCGUACGAGUAGCAUUUUGCACCUAGCUUGUGCACAAGGUUCCUUGAAUUUUGUCAAACUGCUUAUACAGGAGGGUGCUGAUCCCGAGGUAAUAGAGCCGGGAAAUGGCAGGUCGCUUCUCUACACGGCACUCCAUAUAGAUGACGAGACGGCAUGCAGCCAGAUGGUGCGUUAUCUCGUUGAUGAGGUCAAGGUUCCGCUUGACCAACCAGGUGGACAAUUCAAAUAUCCUAUCAUCCGAGCCGCUCAUAGGGCACGUGGACCCGACAGUGCUGGAUUCAAGGCGCUCAAAUUGCUCAUCCGGCGUAAGGCGAGACUUGAUGUAGCCGACGAUCAGGGGCGUCGUGCAGUGCACAUUGCAGCAGCGUCUUUAUGGAAAGACGGCCUCUCUGCUCUUGUUGGAGCAGGUGCGGAUAUCGAUGUACGAGAUAAGCUUGGUCGCUUGCCAAUUCAUUUUGCGGCUUCAGUAAGAUUUGAGGACACCCUCGAAUAUUUGCUAGGCCGGUUCGAAGAUAUCGACGUGAACGCGACAGACGAUGACAAUUGGACCCCGCUGCUAUGGGCAAGUCGGACGGGCGCCCUUUACGGUAUGGUCCCGUUGUGUGAAAGAGGUGCUGACGUAUGGAUCCGAGGUCGAAGGCGAGUUGAAGACUCCAAGCCAGAGGACACGUGGUCGGCGUUAAAGCUGGCUCGUUUCUCUGAUAGGAGUUCUUUGUGGUAUGAGCAACUCACGCCCAAGGAAAGUACAAGAGUCAACUCAGAUGGUGGUACCGAGGAAUGGAACGACUCCCUCCACGAAAGCUUGCCGGGGGAUCAGAAGGAGAUUAAUUGUGAGAGUUGCUUGACGCAAAUACUGGGGAUUCGCUGGGAAUGUCAACAAUGCGCUGGUCAAAUUUCCUUUUGCUUCAAAUGCUUCGGCCAUCGUGAUGACAUCCACGAUUCAGGUCAUUCUUUUGAAGAGAUAGGGCCUCUCUAUAAACUGACAAUAUUGGCGCAGCGCAGAGAAUCUGUGGUAGAUCCUGGCGACGUGGAAACCGACUUGACUUUGGCAGAUGGUUCAAGAUUGCGCGAGGAGAUGGAAGCUGUAGUGGACGAUGACCUUGACGCAGUGGCUCCGGGGAAUGAGGUUUCCAGUGACAUAGACUUGGACUUUCACAGCGAGGAUUCGGACUCAAGUUCCGAGUUUUGAAAGUAGCCUUGUUUAUUUCGAUAGGUAGAGCCAAAGCAAUUGCCAAUAGGGUUUCAGGCUUCAUUUAAUCAGGGCUUAGGGUACAAAUUCGCAUCUGAGAGGUCAGACAUACAUCAACAUGCGUCGUUCCUGGUAUUCUUUUUGAUAGCAAAUGAAAGCAAGAAUGUUUCGCCA